This is a messenger RNA of Camponotus floridanus (Florida carpenter ant), 786 nucleotides long. RefSeq lists its product as uncharacterized. The transcript is spliced from 3 exons. Lineage: Eukaryota; Metazoa; Arthropoda; Insecta; Hymenoptera; Formicidae. The record is from RefSeq and is a predicted model, not a curated record. The annotation marks the transcript as partial.
AUUGAAAAUCAGAGAAUAGUGCAACAUGUAUUAAGAGAAACACAAGACACUAUGAAUAGACAUUGUGCUUCCGCUACUGAAAUUAAUGAUGAAAAUAACUUUUCCUGGAAUGAAAAAGCUAUCCUUUUAAUGCUGGAAGAGUACAAAAAAAGGGCUGAACGCUUUAGAAAUCCUAAAAGCAAGAAAAAGCAACUUUGGCAAGAAAUAUCUGACGAGAUGACAAAAUAUGGAUAUAAAGUUGAUGCAGAUGUAAUAGAUAAAAAAUUUAGGAAUAUGAAGACAAGAUAUUUAAUUAUAAAAGAUAAUAAUGAUAAGAAGAAAACAACAGGAACUGGUAGAAUUUCCUGGGCUUAUUUUGAUAUUAUGUCUGAAAUUUUUUUCGACGAUAGGACAGUAAACCCAAAUUUCGUAAUAGCAUCAACUGUACUUUCGAAUAAUAAUAACAAUAAUAAGAACGAAACUGAAGAAAUUACUACAUCUGGAAACAUUCCCGAGAAUGAAAGUAUUGAAGAAAACGACAAUAUGUCAUCUACUUCUACUAGUUCAAGUGUUAGGUCAAAUAUUUUUAAAAAGAGUAUACAAAAUAAAAAGAUAUAUGGAAAAAGAAAUAAACCUAUAGAUAAUUACAGAAAAAAAUGUAUAGACAUCGAAGAAGAUCGAAUUAAAGAAUUAAGAAAGUUAAGAGAAGCUGUAGAAAAUAAUAAUACAAUACAAAGAGAAAAACUGGAGAUGUUAAAGCAGUACUUAUUAAUUCAACAAGGAAAUUUGAUUAAUUUGAUUUAUUUU